AUAACACGAAGAAUAAUAGAAAAGCUUAAUUCAUUCAUUCAUAAAGUAUCAUACAUAUCAUAUUGAAGCAUAUCUAUUUCGGACCAACCAUGUCUUUAUCAAGAGCAAGAAUACAAAUGCACAUAGUGCCUAAUAACUCAUCGUCAUCACCCUUACGUGACUUUCUUAUACCUCUAUGCACGGUUACCCAGCCGACCCGAAGACGAUUCCUAAGCACGACUCAAAAAUCCAAUGCGACAGUCUCAACAGCCUCGUUGUCUUCUCCAGCUGAGAACCCAAGACGCAAACCUCUAACAAAGGAGCAACGCGAAUUUCUCUCUUCAGCUCUCCGUGUAAACCAAGCAGGCGAAUUAGCCGCUACCUUGAUCUAUACCGCCCAGACGCCGCCUCUUAUAAAUGCACACCCACACCUUCGACCUUUGAUGGCCCACAUGUACGCCCAAGAAGAAGGCCACUUCGAUACCUUCAACUCCCUCAUAGCCAAGCACCGCGUCCGCCCAACUGCCCUCUACCCGGUCUGGUCCAUCCUCGCGACGGGAUUAGGCUGGUCGACCGCUGUGAUGGGGCGCGAGGCCGCAAUGGCUUGUACGGAGGCCGUCGAGACCGAAAUCGGUGGUCAUUACAACAACCAAAUACGGACGCUGCUAGAGAUGUUCGACCAGUGGGAAGCAGAAGGCUACGAAGUCGGCGAAGAACUCCAAAAUCUUGUAAAAACUUUACGGCGUAUACGAGACGAAGAGCUAGAACACUUAGAUCAUGCCGUCGAUAACGAUGCGAAAAAGGCCGAACCCCACUGGUUAUUGACCGGUGUCAUACGAUUAGGAUGUAGGGGUGCGAUUUGGGUCAGCGAGAGGGUAUGAAUAUACUUUAUUGAAGAGUGAAUCUCGACAGCCUCGAUAUUUGGUGAGUGAGUUCACUAUGUGCUCAACGAUAGGACAAUAUCUUAUCGCGAGUUCAUCUGUUCUCAAAGGACCUACCACGUUAUGCUCCGGCGUCCAGAUUUACACGAGUCUUAUGCAAAUUUGGUCUCGUAAUCCUAGAUGGCAUAUAUAUCUAUGCUCAUCAUUGUAUAACCAGGCCACACGCAUAAAUAUGUCACUAAUACAAGAUAUAGCUAGGUUUAUCUCGUAAAAUUUUUGUUUUCGCUAAACGAUCGUAGUGAGUAGGAACAUGCCUAAUCCGGGAGCCUAACGAACGAUCCUUCUGAGGAGCAACAUCGACAUCGUCACCUCCAGGGCUUUGCAUGGACCUAAGAAAAUCUUUGGGCAUAGGAUGUAGGUUUUCUUUUGCCCAUUUAGUCUUCGCAUCUUUCUGUGCAAUAUGUACAAUACGUCCCCUACGCAAGUUCUUAUUUCUAAAUAUUUUAACAUGCGCUUUUACAUUUUCAUGAGUAUAAAAGUACCUAUUUUCAUCUUCACAAGAUAUCUUACCUAUUUGAUUCUUACCGAGCGAAGUAAGAUACUUGGUAGUUUCACGGAACAUCCAUCCAAGCUGCAUCAGUCAUUCAUUUCUUGCAGCUU
This is a messenger RNA of Annulohypoxylon maeteangense, 1520 nucleotides long. RefSeq names its product COQ7-domain-containing protein. Lineage: Eukaryota; Fungi; Ascomycota; Sordariomycetes; Xylariales; Hypoxylaceae. Gene Ontology annotation, cellular component: mitochondrial inner membrane. Gene Ontology annotation, biological process: ubiquinone biosynthetic process. The transcript has 2 exons. Bases 90 to 860 code for a protein of 256 amino acids. Gene Ontology annotation, molecular function: 3-demethoxyubiquinol 3-hydroxylase activity. The record is from RefSeq and is a predicted model, not a curated record.